AUGAUCCAGUCCAUGUUCAUCCUGACCACCACAGGGGAGGUGAUCAUCGAGAAGCACUGGCGCGGCCUCACGAACCGCAACGUCUGCGACUUCUUCAUGGAAGAGGUCAACAAGUACCGCGAGCGAGAGGACGUGCCGCCUAUCAUCACGACGAGCAAGUACUACUUGGUCAGCACUUUUCGAGAUGAUCUGUUUGUGCUGGCGGUCGUCACGAAUGAGGUCUCCCCCCUGUUUGUGAUAGAGUUCUUGCAUCGCGUCCUCGCCGUGUUCCGUGACUACUUUGGCAACUUUGACGAGAACGCUAUCAAGGACAAUUUCUCGACGGUCUACCAGUUGCUGGAGGAGAUGCUGGACAAUGGCUACCCGCUGACGACAGAGCCGAACGCACUCAAAGCGAUGGUGGCUCCGCCAUCUACGGCAAAUCGCAUUGCUGCAAUGGUGUCAGGCAAGUCGCGCGUGAGCAAUACGCUGCCUGACGGUGCGAUCUCCAACAUCCCGUGGCGGAAGAGCGGCGUGCGCUAUACACAGAACGAAAUCUACUUUGACAUCGUCGAGGAGAUUGACGCCAUCGUCGACGUAUCUGGAUGCAUGAUUUCGUGCGAGGUGAAUGGCUCGAUCCAGAGCAACAGUCGCCUUUCGGGUGUCCCGGACCUCACCAUGGUGUUCACGGAUCCAUCCGUGAUUGACGACUGCUCGUUCCAUCCGUGUGUGCGGUACUCGAGAUAUGAGCGGGAGCGAGUGAUCUCGUUUGUGCCGCCGGAUGGACAGUUUGAGCUCAUGCAGUACCGCGUGCAAGUAAAGGACCUUGUACCACCAGUAUACUGUCAGCCGCAGAUCACGUACAAUGACAAGGGUGGAGGCACUCUGGACCUGGUGAUCGGCACGCGUGGCAUGCCUUCGCUGAACUCGAAUGCAAGGAGGAAUCUGCAGGUGGAAGAUUUGACUGUGCACGUGACUUUUCCAAAGAGCGUGCGUACGGUGGAUGUGAACACGGAGUUUGGCACGUGUUUGUUCGACGAGCCGUCCAAGACUGUCAGGUGGAAUGUCGGCAAGCUGGGCAAGAAGGUGCUCAACCCGUCACUUCGUGGCAACAUUAUCCUCCAUCAAAGCGCUGCAGUGCCCGAUGAGAAGCCCAUUGUGCUUCUAGGCUUCAAAGUGCCCAUGUCGACUGUUUCUGGGCUGAAUGUCGAAACGCUGCUCAUCACCAACGAAAAGUAUAAGCCGUACAAGGGUGUGCGGACGAUGACGAAGGCUGGCCGCUUCCAAAUUCGGACGUAG
Molecule: messenger RNA, 1278 nt
Organism: Hyaloperonospora brassicae
Lineage: Eukaryota; Oomycota; Peronosporomycetes; Peronosporales; Peronosporaceae
Source: the annotation of a GenBank genome assembly